Messenger RNA from Mizuhopecten yessoensis (Yesso scallop), 1998 nucleotides. Its product is annotated as transmembrane protein 53-A-like. The coding region runs from base 390 to 1349 and encodes 319 amino acids. Lineage: Eukaryota; Metazoa; Mollusca; Bivalvia; Pectinida; Pectinidae. The record is from RefSeq and is a predicted model, not a curated record. The transcript has 3 exons. Gene Ontology annotation, molecular function: serine hydrolase activity.
UCGUUAUUUCGCUUGGCGUUAUUUCGCGGGCGACAAAGCGAAAAGACGAAAUGUCAUAUAUCAGCCACCAUAGACUACACGGAGGUACACAGACAACAGAGACCGAUCCUAACACUUGAGAUUACCGGAAUAAACUUCUAACCAAUCUUCAACUCUUGUCACUCGUGUUGUGUUACACUGUAGCUAGAACACAAAACCUGAAUUUGAAAUCGUUACUCACCAGUGUUUGGAAGGGCAUUCUUCUCAGAACGACGAAACGUUCUUUUACUCGCUAGGCGAAAGUCACAUGCGCCUAUAGCUAUCUUCACCGGAAACCAAGGACCGGACGAUCGGUUCCGGAUCGAGACUACCUGAACAAUAAUAUAUAUAUCUGUAUAUGGUUACUACGAAUGCAGAUUGAAACUGUCAACAUGGCAGCGUCUAUCGAACGUGUUAUUUGUCGAGUGGAGUCUAGGAUAAUUGUGUUGGUGCAGAGAACAUGUAACUUUUGUACGGCCACUCAGGUCGGAGUUUCUGGGGUUUGGACACAGAAAAUUGACCAUAACCUCGAACUGCGCGCUAUGAAGAAAGAUGGCGUCGUACAACACGCGCGCCCUUUGAUGUUGUUGUUUGGGUGGAUGGGUGCCAAGCGGAAACAUAUGCAGAAAUACGAGGAAUACUAUCUUAACAGGGGCUACACUGUGCUGACUGUCUCGAGUUCUCCUAUUGAUAUUCUAAAACCAGUAAGAGCUCAGGGAAUAGCCAGCAAGAUUCUCAACCAUAUUGAUGACAGAUCACGGAACGUUGGUAGACAGCCAAUUCUCCUGCACGGGUUUUCAGUGGGAGGGUAUUUGAUCGCCGAAUUCCAUGUAAAAUUAAACUCCGAGAAGACCAUAGCACGUGAUCUGAUUGUAGCGCAGGUACUUGAUAGUCCAGUUGACUUCGACGGUAUUCCAAAAGGAUUUUCGACAGCUCUGACCAACAAUCCAGCCCUUCGGUUUUUAAUUAGGAAUUCACUACAUCUAUACAUGAACAUGUUUAGGACGAGCGUUUUAGAGUUUCACAAAGCCUCUGAAGCUUUCAAAUAUAACAAGUACUGCGUUCCUUCGUUGUUUCUAUACUCCAAAGCAGAUCCGGUCGCUACCCUAGAGACAGUGGAGGGGUUUAUAAACGGGUUCGACCAGAGGAAGAUACCUGUACAGAGUAAGUGCUGGCACGACUCACCUCACGUGAGCCAUUACUAUUAUUACCCUAGAGAGUACACUGACAUCCUCACGUCAUUCCUAGAUACGUAUACACCCGGUACUGCCGAUAUCGAAGGUCGCCAGGACCCAGAUGAAGAUGAAGGUCAGCGUAAGAUGGUGGUAUGACAUGUUUUGCAAUAGAAAUAACUAUGUUCGCCAUAAACCGAGUCAAAGACGUUCAUGGUUAUUCUUCGGUGAUGUAUCAAUGUUACAUUUUGAAUGCGAUUUCUGGGCUAUGUCUUCAUGUCUACAUAUUUUAUAGUCAUAUUAACUUUAGUUUAAUGAAACACGUCCGUAGUCAGAAACUGCUACAUAAAUUAUGACAAUAUGGUAAUAGAUACAGAGUGCCAAAGUUAAUUACACCACACCAUCCGCUGGGGCGCCAUUUAAAGAUCCAUCGGUGAUGCUUGGACUAGAAAUAGUCUCAAUUUCUUUUAUUUCAACCAAAUUAUGUUCCCAGUCAGAAAUUGUAACCGCAAUAACGUAUUAACAUGUUUAAAUGUAGAUCUUUCAUAACGUCAAGCGUAGCAUCACUGCAUUUUAUAUUUGUAACUAAACUACCUUACCCCCUGCUUUUAUGGCCACGUGUCUGUAAUACUGCUACAGUGAGAACAUCCUCUCGUGGUCGUGCCGUUGCAAUUUAUGAAAUUGUUGAGUUACUGUUUUGUGACAAUCAGGCACAAAUGGGGCAACAGGAGAAGAACAAAUCAGAGAACACUUAUAAUGUCUAUAUCUGUAGUCUAAUCAUUUUGAUUAAUAAAUUUUGGAAACGAAA